CAGAGUUGGCGGCGGCACAGAGUUUGCAGUGCGGCUCGCGCUUCCCAGCUUUUGCGCCCGGCUGUCCGUGCCCACCGUGCCCGUCCUGCCAUGGCAGCGGCCACCCUACCGCCCCGGACCCGGUGGCUGACCCUGCUCCUGCCGCUGCUGCUGUGCGUGGGCCCUGUGCGCGCUGAUAGUAAGAUGUUUGGUGAUGUGGACCAGGUGCGGAUGACCUCCGAGGGCUCCGACUGCCGCUGCAAGUGCAUCAUGCGGCCGCUGAGCAAGGACGCAUGCAGCCGCGUGCGCAGCGGGCGGGCGCGUGUGGAGGAUUUCUACACCGUGGAGACCGUGAGCUCCGGGACCGACUGCCGCUGCUCCUGCACAGCGCCACCCUCCUCGCUCAACCCCUGCGAGAACGAGUGGAAGAUGGAGAAACUCAAGAAGCAGGCACCCGAGCUGCUCAAGCUGCAGUCCAUGGUGGAUCUCCUGGAGGGCGCCUUGUACAGCAUGGACCUGAUGAAAGUGCAUGCCUACGUCCACAAGGUGGCCUCCCAGAUGAACACGCUGGAAGAGAGCAUCAAGGCCAACCUGAGCCAGGAGAACCAAGUGAUGAGGGAGAGCAUGCGCCACUUCGGCGAGCAGCUGAAGCACUAUGAGAACCAAUCGGCCAUCAUGAUGAGCAUCAAGAAGGAGCUCUCCAGCCUGGGCCUCCAGCUGCUGCAGAAGGACGCAGCCACAGCCCCCGCCGCGCCCCCAGCCACCGGCCCCGGCAGCAAGGCUCAGGACACAGCUGGAGGGAAAGGCAAAGACAGUAACAAAUAUGGCAGCGUGCAGAAGAGCUUUGUAGACAGGGCCCUCCCAAAAGCUCCUAAGGAGAAGCUGCUGAAGGCGGAGAAGGUGAGAAAGGAGGGCGGCCAGGGCCGAUUCCCCCAGCCCACAGCCAAGCCCCGGGCCCUGGCCCAGCAGCAGGCAGUGAUCCGAGGCAUCACCUACUACAAGGCAGGCCGGAAGGAGGCCACCGAGGCUGACAACACCCUCAAGGGCACUUCCUGGCUGGAACAGCUGCCGCCCAGAGCGGAGGGCAGGCCACCUGAGCCCAACUCGGCGGAGCCGGAGCACGAGGAGGAUGGGCCCAGGGCCUCAGAGGGAGCAGACUUAGCCCCUGGCACCACCUCCUCAAACCCAGCCACCACCCCCACCCCCACCGCCACCACCAGUGCCCUGCCCACUGAGCCACCUUCACGCCCAGAAGUCCCCAGCCAAGGCAGAGGGGCCAGCUGCGAGGGCACCCUCCGGGCCGUGGACCCCCCUGUGAGGCACCAUAGCUAUGGGCGCCAUGAGGGAGCCUGGAUGAAGGACCCUACCGCACGGGAUGACAGGAUCUACGUCACUAACUACUACUAUGGAAACAGCCUGGUGGAAUUCCGCAACCUGGAAAACUUCAAGCAAGGCCGCUGGAGUAACAUGUACAAGCUGCCCUACAACUGGAUCGGCACGGGCCACGUGGUGUACCAGGGCGCCUUCUACUACAACCGCGCCUUCACCAAGAACAUCAUAAAGUACGACCUGCGCCAGCGCUUUGUGGCCUCCUGGGCGCUGCUGCCCGACGCAGUGUAUGAGGACACCACGCCCUGGAAGUGGCGCGGCCACUCGGACAUCGACUUCGCCGUGGAUGAGAGCGGCCUGUGGGUCAUCUACCCUGCUGUGGAUGAUCGUGACGGGGCUCAGCCCGAGGUGAUUGUGCUGAGCCGCCUGGACCCCGGCGACCUCUCCGUGCACCGCGAGACCACAUGGAAGACACGGCUGCGGCGGAACUCCUACGGGAACUGCUUCCUGGUGUGCGGCAUCCUGUACGCCGUGGACACGUACAACCAGCGGGAAGGCCAGGUGGCCUAUGCCUUCGACACGCACACGGGUACCGACGCCCGCCCGCAGCUGCCCUUCCUCAACGAGCACGCCUACACCACACAGAUCGACUACAACCCCAAGGAGCGGGUGCUGUACGCCUGGGACAAUGGCCACCAGCUCACCUACACCCUGCACUUUGUGGUCUGAGUGGGACACUGUCAUAGGACAGGAGUGGCAGUGGGCACAGGGCUUCCCACAGGGGCUGCAUCAGCAGAUAUUUAUUGGGGCCAGGCCUGGGGCCAGGUGCUAGGCGCGUGGCGUAGCCGGUGUAAAGCUUCCUUAGUGGAAUAAUCAGUGGAAUAAUCGCCCUUUCACUCGCAGAGCAGUGUGCCAAGAGCUUCACAUGCACUGACCCUCUUCAUCCUCCUGACAACACCCUUAAAGGUAGAGAUAGGUGAGCUCAUUUAACAUAUGGGCACACUGAGGCUCCGAGAGACAACGUCCCUUGCUUAAAUAGCCUCCCUUUGGAUCAGGCAGGCCAUGCUGUCACAACAGCCCCAUUUUACAGAUCAGGAGACUUGACCACACUGUCCUCUACCUCCAGCCCUCUCUUCUCUCCCUAGUUUCUCUUGUUCUCUCCAGUGGGUUUCCCUUCCCGGGGCUACUCAAAACCAGAGGCCUUGGGGACCAGUGUUGGGUGGAGGCCAGGCUCUGUGUUGCACCACAGGCCCCGUUCUAGCUGAGCUGUUGGUGGCCCUGGGCUUCGGGCCCCUUGGCUAAUGUCCUUGCUCCUUGCCUUUGGCCAGCCCUCCCACCAUACCCUACCCGCUGUCCAACCACAUUCCAAACCUCCACGGUCACCCAGUCACUGAGCAGAAACCACACCCCGAGAAAAAAUACCGGCUCCCAUUCCAAGUUCCCCCUCCCUCUGUACUCAUUUUUUUCUCUUCAUCAUUAGGGCCGUCAUUUGUUUCUGCAGCAGCAGCUGAGAAGGCUGCAGGCAGCUGCCUGCCAACAGCGACUUUACCAGGGUGGGGAGCUGGGCCUGGCCCCGAAGCUCCCUCUCCACCCAGAAGUGCUGGCUUUGGGCACAUACCCAGGCUGUGGGACUCCUCCCCAGUCUCUCCCAGAGCCUUUGGGCCUGGGGUCCACCCUGUCCUUUCUCUUUGAACCCACAACCUAUAUGUACUCAGGGAUUCCUCCAGGUCUGCCAUGAGCAAGACCCUAGGCCCAAGGCCCAGGUGGGGCCAGGAUGAAAUAGGUUCCCUCUUCCUUGUCAGUUCCUGACCUGAUCAUUUGGUGGGAUGGCCCAGCAGCCUGGCAGGCCAAGGAAGGCCAAGAUCAGAGCGGUCGGGUCCAGGGGAGGCAUCAGACCUUCUGGUUGUAGGAAAGAGCCAGAGGGCUUUUCCUGGUUUCAGAGAUGUUCAUGCCAGGGCUGCCCGAGCCCAGGGCUUGGGGCUGAGGCUGCACAGGUGGGCCACCUCAGCUGUGCUGCUGAUGGCUCCCCCGAGUCUCAAGACUCAGGCAGCCCAGAGAACAAGACCUUCAAGCCUGCCCCUCAUCUGCUCCGGACAGUAUUUUUACAGCUGGGAAGAAGUUCUCCAGUCCAACUCUGUUUCACCAAAGGAGAAAUAGGUCCAGAAAGGUUUAGAAAGUGGCUUGGGGCAUUCUGGGAACAUGACACAGCCGCUCUUCUUUCAGAAGGGCUUUGUCUAUAUCCUCUACUCGCCUGGCUUAGCGGCAGCUCUGCCUGGGAAGACAAUAGACUCCCCAGCACCCAAACCAUCCCAACACCUCUUAAGGGUAUUUACUGCUGAUCCCUACACAACCCCCAGACCCUGCUCCCCUCACUCGGUCCUCAUGCCAGCUCCCGGAUAUCUGUAUAUUUGAACACCCAGCUGCCAUGUUAGGAAAUUUAGCUGCAUACUGAGAGCAUAAGGAAAUGCAUUUCAUGCAGAAUACAUUUCUUUGUCUUGUCAGGUGAUUUUUGUAUUGUCAGGUGAUGUUUUGUUUAAGCUGUAACUCACCCCUGAAAUAAAGGGGAAUGAUGACGCCCAACCAAGCAAAGUCUGACUCAUAGUGGUGGACACAUCCAGCCUCCCCCACCCACCCAGCCACCGGCUCUUCCGGGGGCUGCGUUUCCCUUGACCCUGGGUGUGGGUAUUACAAGACUGUGUCUUUCAUGAUAUCACAGCCCAACCAUGUGAGUGAGACAUGGUCAGCCUCCUCAUUCUCCAUUAGUCUGAAAAAUGGGGAAUAUAGAAUGGACCGAUUUUGAAAAAGGACAAGCACAAUUGUUUCCUGGGGUAGAUGAUGCUGGCUGCAGCCUCCAAACACUAAGCCCCUUCUGUCUUCAGGCCCUUGUAUGUGGGUUAUGUGGUAGGUAGUUACUUUCCUUAGUUUACAGAUAGUCAAACUGUAGCGCAAAGAAGUUAAGGCAUUUGUCAUGUAGGCAGGUAAGUGGAGGGCCAGGUUUGAAAAUCAGGUAAUGUAACCGUAUCACUGACUGAGCAUCAACAGUGUGCUAAGCAUGCCCUGUGCACAUGCUUGCCUCUUCACAACAAUGGGAGGUAUAUGCUCCGAAUGUCCCUAUUUUAUAGAUGAGGAAACUGCGGUAAAGGGAUUUAUCCAAGGUCACAGAGCAGCUUAGUCUGUGGUAGAGUCGGGGUUUCAGGACUGGUCAGUACCAACGGCAUGCCACUCUAGUGGCAGUUCCAGAAAUGGUGGCUGUUGCUUUUAUACAGUGUGGCCAUGCCACAAACUGUAUCCACAUAGGAGACCCAAGAAGGAGGUUGGGGUCCUCUUGGUAAGAGCCUUUAAUGCCAAGCCAAGGAGUUACUGCUUCCAGUCACAUUUGGAACAAAGUUGAGUAUAUAAAGAGAAAAGACAAUUCUAAGACAAUUGGAUUUAUACCAAAGCCCUAAACUAAUUGUUGUUAGGAAGCUUGUAACCAGUUAUGUUUUCUGUUUUGCUUUGGCCUCUGGGAAGCUCAAAGUCAAAUUUGAGAUUAUUUUUUAACAGUUGUACUGAGUCUCCUACAGGACUCGGGCUUCAUUCUAGCUUUCUGCUUUUAUCUUUAUUCUGAUCUCUAUUUUCAGUCUAUUGUAUUUUAUCUAUUUUUGUACAUUGCCACAAUACCUUUUUUGCAACAAGGUGGCAUAUACCUAAAUAAAUACAGGAUCAAGAGCUUAAUUUAACAGUCUUGGCUAAAUGCUAUGGUCUGGGGCCGGCCGAGUGGUGCGUUGGUUAAGAGCUGGCUUGGGACGCCAGCUCUGUGCAGCAGGGCCCCGG
Messenger RNA from Hipposideros armiger (great roundleaf bat), 5121 nucleotides. RefSeq names its product olfactomedin like 2A (gene OLFML2A). The record is from RefSeq and is a predicted model, not a curated record. The transcript is spliced from 8 exons. The coding region runs from base 91 to 2037 and encodes 648 amino acids. NCBI's taxonomy places the organism in Eukaryota, Metazoa, Chordata, Mammalia, Chiroptera, Hipposideridae. Gene Ontology annotation, biological process: signal transduction.